Penicillium brasilianum is the source of this 213-nucleotide messenger RNA. The record is from the annotation of a GenBank genome assembly. NCBI's taxonomy places the organism in Eukaryota, Fungi, Ascomycota, Eurotiomycetes, Eurotiales, Aspergillaceae.
AUGGCAAGCAAGUCCUUCCAGCGCUCUCUGAAUCUAGCUUAUCUUCUUCAGGAAAGAAAGCUUGAGACCCUGCCAUUAGUAUGGGUAAACACCGACGAGAAAACGACCGCGGAGAACAUCGUCAAGGGCGAUGUCAAAUUGGUUGUGGUUCCAUUUGGCUGGGUCAGGCCUUACUUGUCAGCCAAGGACAAGCAGAGUAGCGGUGAUGAUUGA